Molecule: messenger RNA, 6474 nt
Organism: Strongylocentrotus purpuratus (purple sea urchin)
Lineage: Eukaryota; Metazoa; Echinodermata; Echinoidea; Camarodonta; Strongylocentrotidae
Product: NFX1-type zinc finger-containing protein 1
Exons: 4
Coding region: 1-6474 (2157 amino acids)
Biological process (GO): regulatory ncRNA-mediated heterochromatin formation
Cellular component (GO): nuclear RNA-directed RNA polymerase complex; nucleus
Molecular function (GO): helicase activity; zinc ion binding
Source: RefSeq, a predicted model, not a curated record
AUGUCGAUACGACAUAACUGGAGGGAAGGAAGACGUGAUAGAGAAGACGCCAUGAUGGAAAAAAGCUUCAGGGGAGAUGACUUCCGAGGAAAAGAAAGGGACACAGAAGAAGAGAGAGGAAGGGGACAUGAUGGAGAGAUGGGAGCUGGAAGGGAAGUUGGAGGCAAAAGAGACGGUAACACAGGAGGCCCAUUCCGCCAGGGUGCGACAAGAGGAGCUGUAACGGAUAGAGAUAAUGGCAUGUCCAUAGGACAGAACUGGAGGGAAGGAAGUCGUGAAAGAGCAGACGCCACGAUGGCUGUAAGCAUUGGGGGAGAUAACAGCAAGUGGAGAAGACAAAACUGGAGGGAAGGAAGUCGUGAAAGAGCAGACGCCACGAUGGCUGUAAGCAUUGGGGGAGAUAACGGCAAGUGGAGAAGACAGAACUGGAGGGAAGGAAGUCGUGAUAGAGGAGACACCAUGAUGGAUGAAAGCUUCAGGGGAGAUAACUUCCGAAGAGGAGAAAGGGACAUAGAAGGAGAGAGACAAAGGGGACAUGAUGCAAAUAGGGGAGCUGGAAGGGAAGUUGGAGGCGAAAGAGACGGUGAUGGAGGACAAGUAAGAGAAGCUGUAACGGAUAGAGAUAACGACAUGGGGAGAAGACAGAACUGGAGGGAAGGAGGCCGUGAUGAAAGAGGCACCAUGAUGGCUGAAAGCAUUGGGGGAGAUAACGGCAAGUGGAGGAGACAGAACUGGAGGGAAGGAAGUCGUGAAAGAGUAGACGCCAUGAUGGCUGAAAGCAUUGGGGGAGAUAACGGCAAGUGGAGGAGACAGAACUGGAGGCAAGGAAGACGUGAAAGAGGAGAUACCAUGAUGGAUGAAAGGUUCAGAGGAUAUAACUUCCGAAGAGCAGUAAGGGACCCGGAAGGAGUGAGAGGAAGGGGGCAUGAUGGAGAGAGGGGAACUGGAAGGGAAGUUGGAGGCGAAAGAGACGAUAACAGAGGAGGCCCAUUCCGCCAGCGCUACAACGACAGGCAACAAGCCGGACAGCCAGGCGAUCGGGCUAAAGGCCGUGGUCAAAGAGGGGGCCACAUGGAUCAGAACGUAGCUAGAUCUAGAAGAGAGGGCUAUCGGACACAGGAAAAUACUAGAUAUGGACAGACCCAAGGAAGACACCCGAAGAACCAAGGUAACUUCAGACCACUUAGUUCCAGACUUCUCAGUGAAAUACUUGAGAAAGACCCUUCCGAGGCCGCUACAGAACUUGGGUCCCUGAAGGGAAGCCUUCAAGCCGGUCUCAACGAAGACUUGAUGAGUGAGGUACAGCAACAUCUCCUUUGGGAGGCUCUAGCAUUUAUUUGCGGAGCUCUAGGUGCAGAACAAACAGUGAUCAUGCUCCUGACAAUGGCCCUCGAGUCCAAACUCUGUCGUCAGCAUUUACUCACGUUUUUGACCAAUCUCAGGCGUCCAAGAGAGAACAUCGACGCAAGACGGUUAACAAUUUUGAAGAAUGUCAUCACUGUCUUCCACUCAGCCAUGCAAAGUUUGCCAAGCCGUGCUUCAGAUCUCAAAGUUGCUGUCACUCUCAUCUCCGAUGCUGUAUCAGACAUGGAUGAAGACGACAAACAUGAUGACAUCAUGGAGUCAAUUAAGUCGUUGAGUAGUCACAUUGAGGACAUUGAAAAAGAAAGGGAAAGAAAAAGACAGAUGGACCGCAUUUCUAAGAACCCACCCCCUGACGACUUCCGCCAGCAAGACAUUCUUCCCACUGUCAAGGAAUUGCAACCCGGAUAUCAGCCGUUCCUCCGUCCUCAUCUGACGAGAGGUGUAUAUGCCGAUGCAGACCACUACCUGGAUGUUCAGUUCAGACUCCUGAAGGAAGAUUUCAUCUAUCCUCUUCGCAAUGGGAUAUCAGAGUACUUAACUUCAAAGAAGGCCAACCCUGGCAGAAGAGUCAAACUUCAGGAUGUGCGAAUCUACGAGGAAGCUCACUACGAAAAAUCUGUCCGUGAUUUCUCCGGAAUUUCACAUUACAUGGCUUUCAAGAGAAUACCUCUUGUCCGAUGGCAUUUGACAAAACGACUCAUCUACGGAUCAUUGCUCAUCCUAUCAACGGAUGAUUUCAAAUCAUACAUAUUUGCAACAGUAGCCAAACGGGACGUACAAGAUCUAGAGAAGGGAAUGGUAGCCAUAGCAUUGGUCGGCCGAGAAGAUGCAUCAUGUCUACUUAAUAAGAGGUUUGUGAUGGCAGAGUCAUCUGUCUUCUUUGAAGCUUAUCGCCCAGUUCUCCUGGGUCUCCAGCGAAUGUCUGGUCCAUGCUUGCCGUUUUCCCAAUACACUUUGAGCAUGUUUCAUGAUGUAAAGCCACCCAAGUAUCUCCAAGAUCGGAUGGUAACUGAAGACGAUGAAAUGUUCAUCUAUCCAUGUAGAAUCGAUAUCUCACCUCUGCUGAAAGGCAACCGACGAUGCUCUCCAAUAGUCGCCGUGCUUGACGAUGGUGCUUGGCCCGAUAUCGAUGAUGUACAGCUCGACCAAUCACAAUAUGAAGCUGCCAAGACGGCUCUCACCAAAGAACUCUCUGUCAUACAGGGCCCACCAGGUACCGGCAAGACACACAUAGGUCUGAAGAUCGUAGAGACUCUUCUCCUUAACAGAGAAGCCUGGUCAAGUGAAGAAAACCCUACCCCAAUAUUACUCGUGUGCUACACAAAUCAUGCACUGGAUCAAUUUCUGGAGGGGAUCUUAACAUUCCAUCACACUGGAAUCGUUCGAGUUGGAAGCCGUAGCAAGAGUGAGAAGUUGCAGCCCUUCAACCUUAGUCGGAUGGUUGGUCGGAGGGGAAUACAUGAUGAAGAGUACGUUCAGCGAAGGGUUCGUGAUGUCAAGGAAGACGUUGACGCUACAAAGAGACGUGUGGAUAUAACACAAGCUAGGAUAGAGGGUGCAAGAAAUGGGAUCAUCGACGAGUUCGAACUAGGCCCAUUUAUGUCAUGGCGGCAUUACAACAGCCUCCUUCGUCUUUCUGAUGUUAAACAGUCAAACUCCUGGCUUGUAGAGUGGCUUCUCUGUGAGCGUCAUAAUGACAGGGAUUGGAACGGGCAAGAGAAGCGGUAUACUAUAGAACAAAGCGAUAACCUGCAAGAAGAUGAGAAGAAAGAAAGCACAAAGCAUGUUCCUGUGGCAAAUGAAACAACUAUCGAGUUAGAAUAUGAACGAAAUGCCAUUGAGUAUGAAAGACUGAUUGAUGACGAAUAUGGUGAGGAAGAUUCUGAUGAAGAUGAAGAAGCAGAUUCUGAAUCUAAUGAAGAUGAAGACUACCCUUUCCUUGGCCUUGAAAUAGAUGAUCUGGACAAAGCAGAGGAUGGUGUCUUGCGGAGGUUCAUUCAAAAGAAGAUGUAUGGCAAAGAUGUCCUCGAUCCAGGUACUCUUAAAUCAAUUAAGGAUGUUUGGCGUAUGCAUCCUAAUGACCGAUGGGCACUCUACCAUAUUUGGUUGCAAAACUAUCUUCAACACUUGAAAGGAAAACUGUCAGCAUAUGACGUCAAAUUCAAGCAGCUUUGUGGUCAGCUAGAUGAGGCUAAAGGCGUAGGGAAAUACCACGUCCUUCGACAGGCAACUAUAAUCGGUAUGACUACAACUGGAGCAGCUAAUCACCAACAGGUUUUGCAGAGAGUCCGGCCAAAGAUCGUAAUAGUAGAGGAAGCAGCUGAGGUACUGGAGGCACACAUCAUCACGGCAUUAAAUGCAUCAUGUCAACAGCUCAUACUCAUUGGAGAUCACCAGCAACUUCGACCGAAACCGAACGUGUACUUCCUGGCCAAGAAGUAUCAUCUGGACGUUUCAUUGUUUGAAAGACUUAUCAACAAUGGAUUUCCUUACUCACAGCUUGAGCUGCAACAUCGGAUGCGUAUCGAGCUGUCGGAUCUGAUGAGAAGGCACUUCUAUGACAACCUCCAAGACCAUGACACGGUGAAGCAAUACGAAAGUGUGAAAGCAGUUCAAAAGGAUAUCUUCUUUCUAGAUCACGCAGAACCAGAAGAUGAAAUGGACGAUACACAGAGUCACUACAACCUCCAUGAGUCCAGACUCGUAGUGGCAUUGUGUUACUACUUCCUGCAGCAGGGGUAUGAACCUGAUAAGGUUACAAUCCUCACAGCUUAUACAGGUCAGCUACUGAAAAUCAAGCAGAUGAUGGAUCAAAGCAAGUUUGAGGGUGUCAAAGUUACUUCGAUAGACAACUACCAGGGAGAAGAGAAUGAUAUCAUUCUCUUGUCCUUUGUGAGGAGCAACAAUCAUGGGCGCAUUGGAUUCUUGGGGAUUUCGAACCGAGUCUGUGUCUCCUUGUCAAGAGCAAAGAAAGGGAUCUUCUGCGUUGGAAACUUCACCCUCUUUGCAGAAAAGAGUGAGCUAUGGAAGGGAAUAGUAACAGAUCUAGAAGGAACGGGAUCAAUCGGAGAUUCCCUUACGCUGCAAUGCACCAAUCAUCCAGAGGAGAGGACAGCGGUCAAAACUGCCGAUGACUUUAAGAAGGUACCACUAGGAGGAUGUAAUAGAGACUGUGAUACCAGGCUUGAUUGUGGACACGUUUGUCGAUUAAAGUGUCACCCAACAGAUCUAAAGCAUCUCGUCUACAAGUGCAAGGCUCCGUGCUCCAAGGUUAUCUGUGAGAGAAACCACAAAUGCCCAAAGCUCUGCUCAGAUCUUUGCUCGACCUCUUGUUCAGUCAUUGUUGAGAAGCUUCUGCCCUGCCUUCAUGUCUGCAAAAGGGAGUGUAAGACCGACAUUCGGUACAUCAUGUGCGAGGAAAAGGUUGACAAAACUUUAGGUUGCUCACAUGUCCAUCUUCUUCCAUGCCACAUGCCAACCAAGGGACUUGAAAAAGAGUGCGAGGUCAUCAUCAAAAAGGAACUCCAGUGCGGCCACAGAAAGACAGAGAAAUGUAAUGGUAGUGGUCGAUGUGACGAGAUAGUCUUGAAAGUUCUGGGAUGUAACCAUACCUGCCAAGCAGCGUGCCAUAAAGAUCCAGAGAACAUCAGAUGCAAGGAAAAUGUUGAGAAAACCCUACCAUGUGGACAUACACAUACUCUUCUUUGUUCCACAAGUAUUGUCAAUGUUCUGUGCAACACGAUUACCCGAAAAAGUCGCUCAUGUGGACACGAAAUCAUAGAGAAGUGCUGUCAUAACAGUAAAUGUUCCGAAGUUGUAGAGAAAACCUUGCCUUGCGGUCACAAAUUGAAGAUUAUUUGUUCGAUCAAAUUAGAAACAGUAGAAUGCAAAGAAAGGUGCAUCAAGCAGCUUCCAUGUAACCACAUUUGCAAGGAAAGGUGCGGGGUGGAUUGCACUGAGUACUGCACAGAGAUAAUCACCAGAGAUGACUGGUCAUGUGGUCAUGAGGUAACAGUUAAAUGCUGCGAAGAAAGCGACGCAUGCUACAUCGCCUGUGAGAAGAUCUUGAUAUGUGGACACAAGUGCAAAGGGACCUGUGGAAAAUGCUCACAAGGUCGUUAUCACCACCCCUGCAUUGAGACAUGUAAGAAAAAGCUGGUGUGCGGGCACGAAUGCGCCCUCAAUUGCGGUGCACCAUGUCUUUCAUGUGAAAAGAAAUGUCCUCUGCGUUGUCGUCACUCGCAGUGCAAGCAUCCUUGCAGUAAGCCAUGUUAUGUUUGUAUGAAACGUUGCACCUGGAAAUGUGAGCAUUUUGAGUGCAAGACGUUGUGUUGCGAGCCUUGUGACAGACCCCCAUGCAACAAGCCCUGUUCAAAGAAGCGGAAAUGUGGUCACCCUUGCAUCGGCUUAUGUGGUGAGAUCUGCCCCAAUAAAUGUCGCACCUGCGACAAAGAAGAUUUGGAGAAACGCUUCUUUGGGACUGAAGACAUCCAGACAGCAAGGUAUAUUCAACUAGAAGACUGUGGACAUUACUUUGAGGUAGAAGGACUUGACAAGUUCCUGGGAUUCGGCAUAAAAUCCGACGGUGCAGAAAUAUUUACCAAAUUAUCGGUAAAAACCUGUCCAAGAUGCGAAAAACCAAUCCAGUUGAGUCGUCGCUACAAUAAUCUCCUGAGAGAAUCUUCAGCGAUUAAGCCGCGAAUCGUGGAAAAGCUACAGGGUGCUCGCAAUAGCAGUGAAGACAAACACCUCCUCCGUAUAGUCAACUCAGCCGUCAUGUCGGCGAGAGAAACCAUUCCACUUUUGUCACCCAAAUUAUCAUCAGGGAUCUACUCUGCGCUGUUUGAGGCACUGUUGGAGAGAAAGUCAAUGGUGCUUCUGCCAUUUCGGGACAAGCUUCAGGAACUACUCCUGGCAUCAACAGAGGAACUGGAAAGACAUAGCAAGUCAUUACCGAAUGUUCUCGUAGAUCAGCACGCGAACGACCUUUGGAAUGAGAUGAAUCGAGUGACGAUCAUGUGUGACUUGGCCGAAGUACUGAGGGGAGGACCAAACAAUCAACCGAAGUACCCAGACUUCUCAAAAUCCUGGGCCGGGAUAGGAAUAUGA